AAAUUAUAUCAAUUUGUGACAUCUUGUAACUCCUAUCAAAUUGUAUAUACAAGUAGAUUCGUCUUUUAGCCAGUAAUUAGUUGAAAUGUCGACAAAAAGUGAAAAAGAUCGUGCUAAACAAAUACAAGAUAAAUGCCAAAGUGUUUUAAAUGAAUUACUUAGAGAUGAAGAUAAUAAAUAUUGUGUCGAUUGCGACACUAAAGGACCACGUUGGGCAUCAUGGAAUUUAGGUGUAUUUUUAUGUAUUCGAUGCGCUGGUAUUCAUCGUAAUUUAGGAGUACAUAUUUCAAAAGUCAAAAGUGUUAACUUAGAUUCAUGGACUCCUGAACAGGUUGCAUCGUUACAACAAAUGGGUAAUAGUCGAGCAAGAGCAGUUUAUGAAGCAAAUCUUCCAGAUAAUUUUCGACGACCUCAAAGUGAUUCCAGUUUAGAAUCUUUUGUUCGUGCGAAAUAUGAACAUAAAAAAUAUAUAGCCAGAGAAUGGGUUCCGCCGCCAUUGCCUAAAGUAAAUUGGGAAAAAGAGAUUGACGAAGAAAUCGAACGUCAAAAACGUAAGAAAAACAAGUAUACCGAAAGUAAAUCGAUAACAAUUAAACCAAGUGCUGAAAUUCCUCAAUUACCAAAACCGAAAUCGGCCCAAUCGUCUAGUAAUACGAAUUCUGUAACAAAUAAUAAUUUAAAAACAAGUAGUUCUCCAAAACCAACUGCAACAACGAAUGAAACGCCAAGUAAAAGUAAUGUCGAUUUAUUAAGUUUAAAUAGCGCUCAACAAAAUAGUGUAGACAAACAAAACGAUGACGCAUUUAGUAGUUUCUUGUCAGGACCUACCGAGUCUGUAAAAAAAGUCGAAACUGAUAAAUCGGAGGAGGAGAACUUUUUUAAUCAACCAGCGCCAACUGAAAAAGAGAAGACUCAAUUAACGAAGGAUAGUAUUUUAGCUCUUUAUGGGAAUACACCAAAACAACAAACAAAUUUAUUUCAAACACCAUUUCCAACAAAUUUUCAACAAGCUGGUGCUGCCUUUCCACCAACUGCAUUUGGUGGUCCAGUGUCUCAACCACAAAUUCAACAACAGCCACAAAUACAAAAUGCUUUUCCUGGAUAUAACGCGUUUAAUGGUUACAAUCAAUUUUUAAAUCAACAACCCACGCAGCAAGCACAAUUUGGAGCAUUUGGACAAAAUUUUGCUCCACAACCAGCCGCCAUACCGCAGCAAAUGGUUGCACCCCAACAGAAUUUUGGUUUAAUGGGUAGUGCCACAUCGAAUACCGUUCCUCAAUUAUUUCCACAAGAUAAUAGUUUCUUUCAACCAGCUCAAUGUUUUGGGGUAACGCAGCCGCCACAACCACAACAGCAAUUUACUGCAAAUAUGAACAGUCGACCGACGCCCGUUCAAAAUAUUGUUCCUAAUCCAUUUUUAACACAACCGGUUUCAAAUAAUAUACAGCAACAAUUUGGGAAUUUAACAUUAAAUAAUGUUGUUCAACAGCCGGCUAAAGUAACUACAAAUGUUUGGCAAUAAAUGUUUUAGAGAUUUUGUUUAGUGAUUUUAUCCUUGAUCAUGUUUCAAUCUCUUGCAUUUAAAUUCAACAAAUUCUUUAAAAAAAUAUAUAAUUUUCAGUGCAAUUGAACUUAUUAUUCGUUACUAUUAUUAUUCAUAAAAAAGUAUUCUUCUUUUUAAGCAUUAAUUUGGUGUUUUUGUAUAGUGGCGUAACAACUUAGGAUUUCAAAACCUGAAAAUUAAUUUCGUAUGGAGAAUCUUCUACCACACUCGUGAAAAUUGUGAAGAUAUCGAGGUACGGGUUUUUGAAUUUCUUGUAAAGAUGCUUUUCUACAUUUAAUACUAAGAAAAAGCAGAAAAAAACUUUGUUAUUUUUUAAACGAUAUGGGCAAUAUGUAUUACUUCCAUGUAAAUGUGCGUUAGUUUACUUGCUUUUUGUCAUCUCGAAAAUAGUUUUUUUUUAAUUUUACUGUGAUAGUUCAAUGAUUAUUUUAGGCUAUAUUUUAUGGCAGUAUGAUAGAGGCAGAAUUUUUCGGGAUCAGCUAGUUAUCUAAAUAAACUGACUAACGUUGUGUCUUUGCAAUUACUAAUAUAAUUCUGAUACAGUCCCUUAUUUGGUCUUUUUUAUCAGUCUCUUUUGGAAAAUGAUUCUGAAAACAAUGACUUCUAUUGAAUGUGUAAGUCAAAGGUUCUUUUUCUUUACGCAAAAAUUACACCAGUUCUUUUCAUGUCCAGUGACUGCUUAACUACUGCAAACAGCAAAUUAAAAGGGGGUGGACCAUUUUAUUCUAUUAUGGCUUAUAUAUCGUUUCAUAUUUAACCAAUCGAAAAAAAACUUAAACCAAAGUUGCAAAGUUUGAUGGGGGAACACCAUAUUCUGGCAUCAGAUUGGACAUAAUUCUGCCGGUUGCCUCAAUUGUCAAUUUAGAUUGUAAAAGUUAAGAGAAUUCUUUUGAUUAAAUGGAAUAAUCAUAUAUUUUUAAGUUGCAUAUCCUCCGAAAGCUAACGAUUUUUGAAAAAAUGUUUUGAAUAAAAAAUGUUUUUUUUUUUUUUUAUGAGGAUCAACUUUCUAAUUUAAAGUGUUAUUCUAUCUCUUACAUUUUACGAUCUAACCUGACCAUUAAAGAAUCCCGGAGAACUAGGUCCAAUAUGUCGUCAGAAUAUUAUGCCCACCAUCAAACUCUGAAACUUUUGUUUGUUAUUUUUUGGUUGAAGUACAAAACGGACUAUUAGCGAUAAUAGAUUAAAAUGGCCCCUGUAUACCGCGGAGAAAUCCACUAUAUGUGUAAUCGGCUUAAUAACGUACGAAUAUGGUUGUAGAAAACUAAUUUUUUUGUAAGAAAUAUGGAUAGGGUUGAUCAGUUUGGGGCUGAAGAAAGGAAAAUAAUCGCGUGAUUUUAUUUCAAUUUUUACAUAUUUAGAAAAACAUCGAAACACAUUUUUAAAAUCAUGGCGAUACAAAAUUUUAUCUAAUUUUAAUUCUAUUUCAUUAUAUGUAUAAUAUUUUUAAAUAGUCGGAUACAAAGUGCAUUUAAACCGAUAAGGCUUGAUAGAUUCACUAAGUUUGUUCGGUUAAAAAGAUUGGUAGUUUUUGGAAGUCGGUUUAAAAUUUGUAUAUGGUGAAAUUAGAUGAUAUCUUACUACCAAUGUCUCAACAGGAAGAUACUUGUGCUAAAAUUAAAUAAUAAAUGAAUGUCAUGAUUAUGUUACGCCACUGGUUUUUUCUUAUAUCAUCCAUCGUAUUGGUACCUUUUUAAAUUUUAAUUAAUAAUAAAUUGAUUACAUCCUAUUUUUAAACGUUGCUCGUUAAUUUUGUUUUAACGCUUAUCGAUGUAUCGAAUGUAUAGAAAAAUACUCAAACUUACGACGAUAAAUUCUUAUUUAUUUCUUGCGUAUCAAGAGUAUGAUACUACAGGGUCUCACAGGACUGAAAAUAAUUCGUAUUAUAAAUUUGAGGAUACUUAUUUACGUAAUUUUUUAUGUUGCGAUGUGUUUUAGUAAAAUUAUUUUAGAAAAUUUUUUUGUUGUGAAAUGCCUUAAGCUGUAAGGGAACAUUUAUUGCAAACAAUGUUAGUUUAAUGAAUUUCGUGUAAACAUUUAAAAAAAAAACAUAAUCAACAAAAAACAA
This is a messenger RNA of Chrysoperla carnea, 3629 nucleotides long. Its product is annotated as stromal membrane-associated protein 1. Bases 86 to 1522 code for a protein of 478 amino acids. The record is from RefSeq and is a predicted model, not a curated record. Gene Ontology annotation, molecular function: GTPase activator activity; metal ion binding. The transcript has 4 exons. NCBI's taxonomy places the organism in Eukaryota, Metazoa, Arthropoda, Insecta, Neuroptera, Chrysopidae.